Molecule: messenger RNA, 549 nt
Organism: Rotaria sordida
Lineage: Eukaryota; Metazoa; Rotifera; Eurotatoria; Philodinida; Philodinidae
Source: the annotation of a GenBank genome assembly
AUGCUUCGAUUACGUUUUCAUGCAUCAUGGUUACCAAUUGAUCAUAAUCAAUUUUGGACAAUUAUUGAUUGUACAACAAAUAUAAAAACAAUAAAUGAUUUAAUUGAAUAUUUUAAUCAACAACAAAAAUCUCUUGCUAAUUAUUAUCAAUUUCAUUUAUCAAAACGUUCAACAAAAUUAAAAUAUCUUAAAGCAUUUAUUAAUGAUUGUAUUUUACCACCAAAUGCUCAAGCAAAUUUAAUACUUCGUGAUAAUGAUGAAAUUGAUUUUCGUUUAGAAAUCGAUGCACAAAAUGAAUGGCUUCUUAUUAAAUCACCUCCAACAUUAAAAAGAAAACGAUCUAUUGAAGAAGAAAUUCCUUCAAAUGAUCUUGAUCAUAUUCUUCGAAAAAUAGCUCAACCAACAACAAUUAGAUCACCUGAAAAAAUUUCUUUUUCAUUUCAAUUUGGUAAUAAACGUGGUCGUCCUAUUCCACCACGUCCACAAGUCAUUUCAGCUACCAAAAUUAAUUCAUUAAUUCCACGACAAGUAACAAAAAAUAGAAAAUAA